UUUCAGAUAACGUUUGAAAGUUAAGAUGAAACUGAUUGUUUGCAUUUUGCCGCUGUUUUGUGGCUUGGCUUUGGCCCAAUUUGGUGGUUUCGGUGGCUUUGGCGGUAAUAUUGCCAACACUUUUCAGAGUGGCAUCAAUGCUAUUGCAGCUCAAGUAAAAAAUGUGCCCUUCGUAGAUAAUGCCAAGAAUUUUGCUGAUUUUGCUCAACAAGCCGGCAAAACUUAUGCCUCCGCUGCUGAGCAGACAUUGCGUGAAGGUGUUUUCAAUGCCAACAAAAAAUUGGUCGAUGCCAACAAUCUUGCUUUUGCUGCCGGCAAAUCAACUUUCGAAUUAGCAGCCAAUGCUUUUGCUGAUGUCACCAAUGCCGAAUUCCUUAAAAAUUUCCUUGGUAGUCGCAAAUCCAGUGCGGGCGAAAAUUUUGCUAAGAAACAUCGUCAAAGGGCCGCUGUUCAAAGUGCAGCCGUACCAGACGCUUUCGAUUGGCGUGAAAAGGGUGGUGUUACACCAGUCAAAUUCCAAGGUGAAUGCGGUUCUUGUUGGUCUUUUGCUGUUACUGGCGCCAUUGAAGGUCAUGUCUUCCGCAAGACUGGUAAACUCAUCAAUCUCUCCGAACAGAAUCUGGUGGAUUGUGGUAAAAAAGAAUACGGUUUGGAUGGUUGUGAUGGUGGUUUCCAAGAAUAUGGUUUCGAGUUCGUCACCACCCAAAAGGGCAUUGCUAACGGUGAAAAGUAUCCUUAUGUGGAUAAUAAACAAACAUGCUCGUAUAAGGACAACAUCAAGGGAGCUGAGAUUACCGGUUUUGCCGCCAUCGAACCCAAGGAUGAAGAGACCAUGAAGAAAGUUAUUGCUACUUUGGGCCCACUCGCCUGUUCUGUUAAUGGUCCUCAGUCUUUAUUAUUAUACAAACGCGGUAUUUUCAACGAUGAGGAGUGCAACAAGGGCGAACCUAAUCACUCUAUUUUGGUGGUGGGCUAUGGCAGUGAAAAUGGUCAGGACUACUGGAUCGUCAAGAACUCUUGGAACAAGGUUUGGGGUGAGGAUGGCUACUUCCGUUUGCCAAGAGGCAAAAACUACUGUUCUAUUGCUAGUGAAUGCAGUUAUCCUAUUGUUUAAAUGUAAGGCAUGUAAAGUCUUAAGAAUUCACUUUUAGCUUUGUACAUGUAAAUAAUAAAUUUGAACGAUUUUCUUAUGACAA
Messenger RNA from Calliphora vicina (urban bluebottle blowfly), 1196 nucleotides. Its product is annotated as procathepsin L-like. Gene Ontology annotation, cellular component: lysosome. Gene Ontology annotation, molecular function: cysteine-type endopeptidase activity; cysteine-type endopeptidase activator activity involved in apoptotic process. Gene Ontology annotation, biological process: immune response; positive regulation of peptidase activity; positive regulation of apoptotic signaling pathway. NCBI's taxonomy places the organism in Eukaryota, Metazoa, Arthropoda, Insecta, Diptera, Calliphoridae. The transcript is spliced from 4 exons. The record is from RefSeq and is a predicted model, not a curated record. The coding region runs from base 26 to 1114 and encodes 362 amino acids.